GGGGCGGCGGGGGGGGGUCAUGGCGGGGGGGCGGGAGGCGGCCAUGCCCGCCUGCUUCGCGGGGCUGGGCGCGGGCAGCCCGCGGCCGCGGCAGAAGCGCGGCGGGAUGUUCUGCAGCGUGGAGGACGCCUUCGACAACAAGACGCUGGACUUCGCCUCGCUCGGCGCCCCCGGCCGCGGGACCCCCUCCUCCGCCGGCCCCGGCCCCGCCGCGCCGCCCCCGGCGCCCGCCCCCCCGGGAGAGCUGCCCGACGGCUGCCCGCAGAGUGACCAGCUUCUGAUCAAAGGAGGAAAAAUUGUCAACGAUGAUCAGUCAUUUUAUGCAGACAUUUAUGUGGAAGACGGUUUAAUAAAGCAAAUUGGAGAAAACCUGAUUGUUCCUGGUGGCGUAAAGACAAUUGAUGCCUACGGGCAGAUGGUGAUGCCGGGGGGGAUCGACGUCCACACCAGACUGCAGAUGCCCGUCAUGGGCAUGACCCCUGCCGACGGCUUCUUCCAAGGCACAAAAGCUGCCCUGGCAGGAGGAACCACCAUGAUCAUUGACCACGUCUGCCCGGAGCCGGGGACCAGCCUCCUGGCUGCCUACGAGCAGUGGCGCGGCAGCGCCGACAGCCAGGCCUGCUGCGAUUACUCCCUGCACGUCGACGUCCCCCGCUGGCACGAGAGCCUGAAGGAGGAGCUGGAAGCCCUGGUGAAGGACAAGGGUGUGAACUCCUUCCUGGUUUUUAUGGCUUACAAAGACAAGCUCCAGUGCAGCGAUGCCCAGAUGUAUGAAAUAUUCUGCAUUAUCCGAGACCUGGGGGCCAUUGCCCAAGUGCAUGCGGAAAACGGAGACAUCGUCGAUGAGGAGCAGAAGAGGCUGCUGGAACUCGGGAUUACGGGGCCAGAAGGGCACGUGCUCAGCCGCCCCGAGGAGGUGGAAGCGGAGGCGGUGUACCGCGCCAUUACCAUCGCCAAACAGGCCAACUGCCCCUUGUACGUCACCAAAGUGAUGAGCAGAGGUGCAGCAGACGUGUUAGCUCAAGCAAAGAGGAAAGGCACGGUUGUGUACGGCGAGCCCAUCACCGCCAGCCUGGGCGCCGACGGCUCGCACUACUGGAGUAAAAACUGGGCCAAAGCUGCCGCCUUCGUCACGUCCCCCCCCAUCAGCCCGGACCCCACCACGCCGGAUCAUCUCACCUCCCUCUUGUCCUGCGGGGACCUGCAGGUCACUGGCAGCGCUCACUGCACCUUCAGCACCGCGCAGAAGGCUGUGGGGAAGGACAACUUCACCCUCAUCCCCGAGGGAACCAACGGCAUCGAAGAGCGGAUGGCGAUAAUCUGGGAAAAGUGUGUGGUCCCCGGGAAGAUGGACGAGAACGAUUUCGUGGCGGUGACCAGCACCAAUGCCGCCAAGAUCUUCAACUGCUACCCCAGGAAGGGGCGCGUCGCCGUGGGCGCUGACGCAGACCUGGUUUUGUGGAACCCCAAGGCUACCAAAAUCAUCUCAGCAAAAACCCACAAUCUGAACGUGGAGUACAACAUAUUUGAAGGCACAGAGUGCCACGGCGUUCCCACCGUGGUCAUAAGCCAGGGAAGAGUUGUUCUUGAAGAUGGAAACCUCUUUGUCACCCAGGGGUCGGGUCGCUUCAUUCCUCGAAAGACCUUCCCUGAUUUUGUUUAUAAAAGGAUAAAGGCAAGAAACAGGCUGGCCGAAGUCCACGGUGUCCCCAGAGGGCUGUACGACGGACCCGUCCACGAGGUCCUGGCGAGCGCCAAAGCCGUGGCCCCCACCCCGGCGUCCAGGAUCGUGCCCUGUGCCGGCAAAGCCCAGGCUCCUGCCGUGCGCAACCUCCAUCAGUCGGGGUUCAGCUUGUCUGGCUCGCAGGCGGACGACCACAUCGCCCGGCGCACGGCGCAGAAGAUCAUGGCCCCCCCGGGCGGCCGCUCCAACAUCACCUCGCUGUCCUGAGGGGCAGUGGGGGCUGCGCGCUCCCCCCGCCCCACGGCGUGGCUGCCCUCCCCGCUGCCAGGGGCUGCUCGCGUCCUGCAGGGCCAGCCGGGAAGGGGACGGUGGGUUUCCUCAAGCUCAGGAUGGACAUCGAGCAUUCGUCAGCUGCCCCAGCCCCUUCUUCUUGUAGGUAGAAAAUAGAGUGACCCCCCGAGAGGUAGCGCUCCCAUCUCCGUUUCUCCCAGUCUGUUUCUGCAGUAGCCCCCUGGCCAGCCCUUCCCUCCUGCAUGCGGGCGCCCCGGAACGCGCUGGGCUGCGUGCUCGGCCCAGCCGCUGGCCCCCUCCCACCCGGGGCGAAAAUCAAGGUGCGUUUUGGCUGGAAAACGCUCCUUUCUAGUAGCAUCCACUGCCCUGUUGAGUAGCGUCCACUGCCCUUUCUAGUCAAAGGACUUUUAACCGAGAAGCACUUCUGACUCCGUGUUUUUACUACAGUGGGUUACACCUCGCGUUUGCAGUGUCCCCCAGCAGAUCUCUACACCGCAGAGAUCUCUACUCCGUCCUGGCCCUGUGCCCGUGGCCAAGCACCGCUCUGUGGGACGGCAGCGGCCGUCGGUCGCUGUGGUGGUCGCAGCCCCCGUGGGCAGGACGGGUGCUCGUGGCUCCUGGGACACCGAGCCGCGGCGGACGCACCGGUGGGCUGCAGUCUUCCUCUUAGGCUUGUUUUUUAAAAGAUUAUUUAUACAGUUUUUCAAGAACCGAGUGUAAGUCUUAUAACCAAUAACAAGGCUCAUUUGAAGGCCAGUUGCAUACGACAGACUCUUUUAUAAAGGAUAUUAUAGCCCGUUUAUUAUAUUUAAAGGUAUGUACAGUAAAGGUGAACCUCUAUGCCACAAAGCUAUGCAUGUACCUCUAACGGAAUGGCUCGCCAUUCGUUUUCUGUUCCUUGGCUUGAAUAAAGUUUGUUGGAAAUCGUAAAAUAGUAGAAUUGGUUGGUCCAUCUGAGUCAAUUCUUGUGUUUUCUUCCUUUGGGUUUUUAUGCACGAAGGUUUGUAACGCCUGUUCAUGACUUUCAGGUCACUGUACUCCCCUUUGACAAUGAAAAGAGGCUUAUUAUUAACUGCGUAGGAAUAAUGGAGAAUCUCACCCUUCUGCUUAGAUCAGAUUUGGGGUCACAAAAGCCUCUGGUUUGUAAAUAAAGCUAAAAUACCAGGAGGAUGGUCAGAUUUGGCCCCCUAGGUCCAGACUGCUUCGAUGCCCGUGAGAGGCAGCUGCAGUCGGAGCUGCUGUACCUGGCGGUGUCUCCUCGGGCCAUGGCAGACGCUCAUUUCCAGCUCUGUCCGGGAGCAGGGAGCGAAAAGGGGAACAGAAGAGCUGUGGAAACAGGAGCAAGCAUCUGCUCCAUAGGUGAAAGCUGAAAUCGUACUGCUCGGCAGCUCUGGAUGCACUAACCCAUGAGUUAAAUAUGAAUGAAUGCAUUAUUACCCGAAUUCAAAAAUUUAAACCAGGAAGGGAUUUUUGUGUGUGUGUUUUUUUUC
Chroicocephalus ridibundus (black-headed gull) is the source of this 3465-nucleotide messenger RNA. It is a transcript of the gene DPYSL4, whose product is annotated as dihydropyrimidinase like 4. Lineage: Eukaryota; Metazoa; Chordata; Aves; Charadriiformes; Laridae. The coding region runs from base 20 to 1951 and encodes 643 amino acids. The transcript has 14 exons. Gene Ontology annotation, cellular component: cytoplasm. Gene Ontology annotation, molecular function: hydrolase activity, acting on carbon-nitrogen (but not peptide) bonds. The record is from RefSeq and is a predicted model, not a curated record.